UCAUAUGGGAGCAAUGACGUAUGAUGAAUGGAGGGAUACGUGGGUGAGUGAAGGAGUAUACCCCACUGCGCUUCUAGGGUCCUCCACAGCGCCGUCUGACUCCACGACCAGUACUUUGGUGAGUCGUGCUGGGGAUUUCUUUUGCUCUAUGCAUUCGCGGGACAAGAAGACCGGAAAAUGGUCCAUCAAGGCUCCGGAAACCAAAGAAAUGACAGAUAAGCUACUUGAGUACACUGGAGAGCUUGUUGAAGGCAAGCUCGUCCCGACGGUAGAGAAGGAUCCCUUCACCUUGGCUAUGGGAAAGCCCUACCAUCCGGGAUGGGUAUUAGGUGCUGGGGGGAGCUUGCUAGGAUGGGAGAAGUGGCAUCAAUUAAAGAACAAGUGCGCAAUGAGAUGCGUGAAGAGUUCAAUGCAUGGGUGA
Molecule: messenger RNA, 421 nt
Organism: Chenopodium quinoa (quinoa)
Lineage: Eukaryota; Viridiplantae; Streptophyta; Magnoliopsida; Caryophyllales; Amaranthaceae
Exons: 3
Coding region: 5-421 (138 amino acids)
Source: RefSeq, a predicted model, not a curated record